AUGGCCAAACUCACAUCCAAGAAAAGCGACACGCACUCGAAUAAGCGAGCUCGCAUUGAAGUCUCAAAAGCAGCGAAGAGAGAUGCUCCGACUUCUCGCCCUCAAGCUGAACAAAUAAUUACUGUUGAGGCAACCUCGAAACCUCAGAAACCUUCCAAGUCAAAGGGAAAGGAGAAGGCAGCAGACUCUAUAACUGAUGGAGGAUCUCUAGCCGAUGAAUCUACUACUCCACCAAGAACAUUCAAAAUCGUCGCUGGCUCGUACGAGAAGUUGCUCUACGGUUUGGAGGGUUCUACUACGGUCUCUGAUGGUGAAUUUGGUUACGAAAUUCACAUAAAACCGAUAUUCGCGUUCCCCGCCCACGUAUCAUGCAUAAAAGCUGUUGCAGCAUCCCCCAACGGUGGCAAAUGGUUGGCCACAGGAAGCACGGAUGAAAUAAUAAAAGUCUGGGAUCUAAGGAGGAAGAAAGAAAUCGGAGGAUUGAUGCACCAUGAAGGGUCGAUAACGCAUCUGAAUUUCCCUUCACGAUCACAUCUAUUAUCUGCGUCUGAGGAUGGAACACUAUGUCUAUUUCGAGCGCGCGACUGGACAGUCCUUCGGUCGUUAAAAGGUCACAAGGGGAGAGUUAAUUCAGUCGCAGUCCAUCCUUCCGGCAAAGUUGCCCUCAGUGUUGGUAAAGACAGAAUGCUACGGAUGUGGGAUUUGAUGAGAGGAAGGGGAUCUGCUAGUACAAAACUCGGGAAAGAGGGAGAACUUGUCAGAUGGUCAAUUGAUGGGUCGCUAUUCGUCGUGCAAGCUCAGUCGACGAUAGAUAUCUACGAUACGACAAUGUCCUUGAUCCGCACUAUAAAUCACCCGUCGCGACUGCACGAUGUUCGCUUUUGUAAACGAAUUAACGGGGAAGGCGAGGUCCUGCUUGCCUGUGCUGAGGACAAAAAGACCUCGAUCUACGAAGUAACAAAAAACGACGUUCCCUCAAGGAUAGUGGGGAUCAUGACUGGACAUACCAAUCGUGUUAAAGCAGUCGAUACCUUGGCCAUAUCCUUGCCUGGAUCGACGCCGAGCGGUAGAUUAACUACCACGAUUGUCACUACAGUAUCUUCAGAUGGCAAUGUUCACGUAUACGAUAUGGCCGCCCUCCCCUUGGACUCGACUUCCAAGGAGGUUUUGGAAAUCAAACCAGCGGCAUCAUACAGCACCAAGGGCACCCGACUUACGUGCGUAACACUCGCAGACGGAGAAGUCUUGACAAGUGCAGUUGACUUGGCCAAGAAGCGCAAGCAUGAUGAAGAAGUUGAAAGUGAUGACAGUGAAAAUGACGAUGAGUGGGCUGUGGAGGAGGAGGAGGAGGAGGAGGAGGAGGAGGAGGAGGAGAGAGAGGAGGACUGA
Molecule: messenger RNA, 1389 nt
Organism: Pleurotus ostreatus (oyster mushroom)
Lineage: Eukaryota; Fungi; Basidiomycota; Agaricomycetes; Agaricales; Pleurotaceae
Exons: 5
Coding region: 1-1389 (462 amino acids)
Molecular function (GO): protein binding
Source: RefSeq, a predicted model, not a curated record